This is a messenger RNA of Plasmodium yoelii, 4413 nucleotides long. RefSeq names its product serine esterase, putative. The coding region runs from base 1 to 4413 and encodes 1470 amino acids. The transcript has a single exon. Lineage: Eukaryota; Apicomplexa; Aconoidasida; Haemosporida; Plasmodiidae. The record is from RefSeq and is a predicted model, not a curated record.
AUGAAAGAAAAAUAUAAAAAUUACCGAAGUGAAUCUAUUUUUUUGAGAGAUGGAAAUUUGUUUGGGAUACAUGAUACCAUAAAUGAUGAAAAGGAGGCUGAAAAAUGUGCAUUUUUUUUUAACAGUAAUAAAAAUAUAUUUACAAAUUUGUUUACAAAUUAUAAUGAUAAUACUAGUAUGAUUGAUUUAUUUAAUAGAGGCAUAAAAAAUGAUAAUAGUAUGCUAAAUUUGAACAAGUUAAAAGAAUAUAAAAAUAAAAAAAAUACACCAAAUAAUAAUAUAGAAGAUAAUUUAAACUCAUUAAAAAAUGAUGAAGCGUUUGUAAAAAAAGAAUGGAUAAAUAAUUUUUGUUGGGCUUGCUCUUUAAAUUUGUUAGAUGAAAUUUUAGAAAAGGAAAUAUAUAAAGAAAAAAAAAUUGGGUAUGUAUAUGAUUUAAUUAAUGAUGAAAAAUCUUAUUUCGAUACGAGUACUUUUAUUAGUGUCCCAUAUGAAUUUGCACGAUUUAUGUUAUCACAAUCGGAAAGUAAUGUAUUACAGAAUAUUAAAAUAAAUAAUACAAUAAAAGAAGAAAAAUAUUUAUUUAAAAAGUUUUGUAAAAAUCGUAAAAAUAACAAUAAAAAUAAUAUAAAUAAAUACAAAGCAUGCGAUGAUAUAUCAAGCUCAGAUUUGUCAAGCAUAGGAUAUAGCAGCAAUACAGACAAAAGUAACAAAGACAUAAAUGAUGACAACAUGUGUAACUAUUAUGGUAAUUAUUUACAUAUCAGGGAAAAACUAUUUAACUAUCAUAAUUCUAAUUCUAAUAAUAAUAAUAAUAAAAAAUAUUUAUAUAAUGAUGAUGAUUUAUUUUACAAUAAACAAAAUUUAAGCAACUUUAAAAAAUCUUGUGAUGAAAAUUUGCUGAAUAAAGAGCGAAAAAUGAGCCUAAUAUAUAAUACAACGAAAAAUAAAAAGUUAUAUAAUAAAAAUAGACAAAAAAAAGAAAAACACAAUAUUUUAUAUGAUAAAAUGAGCAAUAGUAAUGACAAUAAAUAUGACUAUAGACAAAUUUAUAAACGUACAAAUCGGGAUAAUGAAAAUAUGUGCGAAUAUAAAAAUUGUACAAAAUCGAUAUUAUUAUCACAUAAUAGUAAUGGCAAAUCCGACAUGUUAAAAAUGGAUAACAAAAAAAUGCAUAAAAAUAAAAACUUUAAUUGGAAUAAUAAUAAGGCUUUUAAUACAAUAAAUAUAAAACAGUUAAAUGAAAAAAGACACAUAAAUGAUUUUCAAUAUUAUUUAAGCGAUAUAGAAGAUAAUAAUAGUUAUAAAUAUCUACAGUGUGAUAAAAGAAUAACAAAAAGGAGUAAAUCUAUUUGUUCCAUAUUAAAAACAAAUAAUGAUAACAAUAGUAGUACACAAAAUGAUACAGAAGAUUUAGAAGACAAUGAAAAAACAAUUGAUACUGAUAUAUUUGAUUCCGAAAACUAUUUUAAUAAUACUACUGAUCGAAAUAUUUAUUCUGAGGAUAUAGAUGAAGAUAUGAUAGACAAAGAAGAAAAGGAUAUAAAAAAUAAUUAUAAUAAAAGAAUAUAUUAUAAAUAUAAAAAUAAUUUAAAUUAUAUUAAAGAAUUUUAUUAUAUUGCAGAAACUAAGAAAAAAAAACCGUUCCCUUUACGCCUAUAUAAUAAUAUUAAAUUGAUUGAAGAUGUAAAACAAUGCUCUAAAUGUUAUUGUUUUUUUAACAAAAUGGCUUGUCAUUGUAUAGAAUGUAAAAAGAAAUAUAAUAUGAAAUUUCUAAACCCCCAUUAUUUUAUAUUCCAACAUGGUUUAACUGCAAGCGUAUGGGAUUUUCAAAAUAUAAUUAAUCCUUUACUAAAAAAAUAUCCACCUAUUUUUUUAUAUGUAACAUAUAGUAAUCAAGGACACACAUUUGAAGGUGUUGAUGUUGGAACUGAAAGAUUAUCUGCUGAAUUAAAAUUUUUAUUUAAAACUAUAAACAAUGAUAAUAUAAAUAUAUCUAUGGUAGGACAUUCAUUAGGAGGAGUAUUAAAUAGAUAUAAUUUAACUAAUUUAUAUAGAAAAAAAAUCUUUAAAAAUAAAAAAUUAAUUAAUUUUGUAACUUUUGCAUGCCCACAUAUAGGGGUUCAUGAAAAUAUUCCAUUCGUUAGAACUAUAUCAUCAUAUUUAGGGUCACAUACAGUUGAUGAUUUAAAUAAUAAAACUAGUGCUUUGUUAAAGAUAUCAAAUCUUGAAAGUAUAAAUAUUUUAAAAAAAUUUGAAAAUAUAAUAUUUUAUGGAAAUACACAUUCAGAUUGGCUAGUAGGUAUUAGGACAUCUUUAAUUUUGCCUUAUACACUAUUUAAUAAUGAACUUAUAUUAUAUAUAAUGAAUAAAGCCAAAAAUUUGUCAGAUGUUCCAAUAAAUAUUUUUUCAAUUGUUCAUUUAUAUAUGCGCGAAAAAAAAUUAUUAUUUUUUAAUUUUUAUCAAAAUGUAAAUAAUCCAAAUUAUUUAUUUAAUAAAAGAAAAAAUCAAAAUCAAUUUUUAUAUAAAAUGCUACAAACUAUUAUAUCAUCGACUAAAUUUUUAGCAUAUCCCGCCCAAAAAAAAUUGAGUAUUUAUAUGGAUGAUUAUGAAAACUAUGAAAACUAUGAAAAUGGUAAUAAAACGAUCAAAAAUAUGCCAGCUAGCUACUCAAAUUCAGCAUGCAAAAAAAGUAUACAUGAAGACAAAAUAACGUCGUCUACAAAAGAAAAUGAUAAUAAUAAUGACAAUAAUAAUGAUAAUAAUAAUGAUAAUAAUAAUGAUAAUAAUAAUGAUAAUAAUAACAAAGCUAAGUAUAGUAUAGACAAUAGUGUCGAAUUGAUCCAAUUUAAUUAUAAUAAAAAAAAGGAUAAAAAUGAAAAUUCUUCAAUUGAAAAGGAUAGGAGCUUAUCCUCUAUUAAAUCAAUUUCAUUAGAAAAUGUUUUUUCAUAUAAUAAUAAUGAGGAAAACGAUUUUAUUAAUAUGAUAAAAAAAAAAAAAAAUAUUAAUAAUUCUUAUACACGCAGUGAAAAUGAAGACUAUAUAAUAAAAGAUUUUUAUAAAAAGCCUAUAAAUAUGUCUAAUAAUUGUGAAAACAUGGAAAAUAGUGAAUUACCAAAUGAACAAACUAAAGAAGGUGAAUUAAAUUCAUAUAAAACCAUUUCCAAAACUACGAAUUGUAAUUAUAUAGGGGAAGCGGAAAAAAGGGAACUUUUGAAUAAUGAUUUGAAUACAGAUAUGGAUUAUAGAAAUUCAGAAAAUGAAAAUAUAAGUUACUCUAAUAAUAUUAAUGAUAAAAUUUAUAAUAAUAGAGAUAAUAAAAAAAAUGAAGAAUCAUACAGUAAUAAUGAACCUAAAAAUAGUGACACAAUCAGUGACAACAUUGAAGAUAAUAAUAACAAUUGUGAAGAGAAUGGAAAUAAUGAUAAUAAUAAUUCUGAAGAUGAUAACAAAAAGAAAGAAAAAGUGGAAAAUUAUAAAUAUUUUGAAAAAUUAUUUUUCCAAUGCUUAAAAGAAAAAAUAAUGUACGAUAUAAAAACUUUAGACAAUAAUUUGAAAAAAGAAAAUGAACAAAUUGGAAAAAAAAGUAAAACUGGUAAAAUGUUUCUUCAAAAUACUAUUAAUAUAAUAAAAAAUUAUAAUUUUUUAAAUUAUUCAAAAAAUAAUGACAACGCUAAUAGUAGUAAUAGUAAUAGUAAUAAUAACAUAUUAGAUAUCUGUGAUGAAAUUAAACCAUUAAAAAACAGUACCAAUUUUGAAGAUAAUAAUAUAUCUAUUAGUGAGAAUCAAAGUGAUAAAUUGAAUUUGGAUGAUAAAACAAUGUUUGAAGAAAAUAAUAAAAGCACAGAUCCAAUAUUCCAUAGUAAUAAUGAUCAUAUUGAAGAAUAUAAUUAUAUAAGUGAAUUUUUUCAUACAUCUUCUGAUGAUAAUUGUGAAGGAAACGAAAAUAAUCCUAACAUAGCAUUUAACAAAUAUAUAUCACCGAAUAUAGCUGAAAAUAAUAAAGCUCAUAAAACUGAAUUGGAUGAUGUGGAAAAUACUGAAUGGUCUCAUAGAAAUACUGAAUGGAAUAAUAAUAACGAUAGUAACGAUAAUGCAAAUAAGAUAAUAAAAAAGAAGACAAAAAAAAAUAAUUUACUUAAAGGUAUUACAAAAAAUGACAAAAAAAAAUAUAAGCAAAUAUUAUAUCAUAUUUAUUCAAUAUCAAAUGAUGGGUUAAUUGAAAAAUUUUAUAAAAAUCCUGAACUAAUUUAUUAUGAAGUUUUGUUUUAUUGUUUAAAUGAGUUACCAAUACAACGAUAUUGUAUUUCUAUGCCAUUAUAUUCAAACGCCCAUGUCCAAAUUAUUGCACAUCCAAGAAUAUGUUCAGAAGAAUCAACUAUCAUAAAACACUUUAUUGAGCAUUUGAUUGUUUAA